This is a messenger RNA of Monosiga brevicollis MX1, 594 nucleotides long. RefSeq lists its product as uncharacterized. NCBI's taxonomy places the organism in Eukaryota, Choanoflagellata, Craspedida, Salpingoecidae. Bases 1 to 594 code for a protein of 197 amino acids. The record is from RefSeq and is a predicted model, not a curated record. The transcript has a single exon.
AUGCAGUCUCGCGCUGUGGGAGGUCAUCGCAAGUCGUUUUCCUUUGAUGAUUUGGCCUUGCUGGUAGGCAAGGCGUCUCGUCACAAUUCGCUGGGGCUGUUCUUAUUGGCUGACCUGAAAACUGGGCUUGUACUGCAGGACGAUGCCUUGGAAUAUGGUGCCGCCCGUGCACCAGGGGAAGAUGCAGCACGACGGCGCUUUGCCGCGCACCGCCUGUCUUCGUCUUUGCAAAGCCUGCCUGAAGUCGUCGAAGCCGAGGAUGGGCAACCCGUGGCAGAGUCUGGGUACAAGAGCUUCUUUAAUGCCGACGUCCUUGCCGCCAGCCAACCCACUGACAGUUCAGAUCACUCAGGGCUGGGUCUUGAUGGACCGUCCUCUGGGACUGUAGCAGAUCUGAUGCGCGCUGCUCGCGAUCAGCUUGAGCAAGCCAAACGCUUGCCUGAACCUGCUCGCACUCAGACCCUCCAUGUCAGCAAAAACCCCUCGUGCUUGGCUCGUGUGGCACCCCAUCCUUGGCUUCGCAGUCCAUGCCUGUUUCUCCGUUUACUUGUCUCACACGCUUUUGGUGCUGCAAACUGUCAAGGCUUUGAUUAA